CUCUGUGGGCGGGACUUUUGCUCGAGGGGCGGGGCGGGGAGGGUAGGCGGGGCCUGCGCGGUGGGCAACCUCGACUCCGCAGAGCUGGAGGAGAGCGCGCUGGAAAGACUGGGAGCUGGGUCGGUCCGGGCCGAGGCUCCUACGUGGGCCGCGUCCCUGCUGCGUUGUGCAGCUCCAGACUCUGUCCUACAAGUCCCCAGCCCCGGCGCUGACUUCUCGCCGCUGCCACGGAGACACCCGGGCCGCCCCGCCUUUUUUUGGAAGCCCUGUCAAAGGCAGCGGCUUGUCCGGGAGGCAGCAGGCCAGGUAGUCUCCGCGGAAGAGGUGGCACAACUGAUCACAAAUUUGAAAAGAGGGAAAAGGUGCGGGAAAGACUUGGCUGACCAGGGAGCAGAGCUUUUCCUGGAUGAUUCCAAAAUGAAGAAUUUCAUCACCUGCUUCAAAGACCCGCAGUUCCUGGUCACCUUCUUCUCCCGCCUGAGACCCAACCACAGCGGGCGCUACGAGGCCGCUUUCCCCUUCCUCUCGCCCUGCGGCAGAGAGCGCAACUUCCUGCGCUGCGAGGACCGGCCGGUGGUCUUCACGCACCUGCUGACCGCGGACCACGGGCCUCCGCGCCUCUCCUACUGCGGCGGUGGCGAGGCCCUGGCCGUGCCCUUCGAGCCGGCGCGCCUGCUGCCCCUGGCCGCCAACGGGCGCCUGUACCACCCGGCGCCGGAGCGUGCGGGCGGCGUGGGCCUGGUGCGCUCCGCCCUGGCCUUCGAGCUCAGCGCCUGCUUCGAGUAUGGGCCCGGCGCGCCUGCGCUGCCCUCGCACGUGCGCUGGCAGGGCCGCCGCCUCGCCCUCACCAUGGACCUGGCCCCGCUGCUGCUCGCGGCUCGGCCGCCCUGAGCUGGGCCAAGGGAAAGGCGGGAGGCUGCGGGCGCCUCUCACCCCGCUCCCCCGGGACCCCACGCCCCGGAAAGCCCGCGCCACCCGCGCUCGCGGCAGCCUAGUGCGCCUGCGCGCCGUGGGCCCCGCCCCCCCCCCGCCCCUCCAGCGCUGUCCUUGGUGCUGCCGCGGCCUGGCCCUCCCGGACCCUCCGCUCCCCACGGCGCGCGCCCCCCGCGCACCCGACUCCGGCGCUCUCCGGAUUGGCCCGCGCUCCAGACGUCAGACCCUGGCGGCGGGCGCGGGGCUCUGGUGCGCGUGCGCGAGCGUCCCCCGCCCCCUCCCAACCCAGCCGGUGCUGGGGCCGGGCCGCCACCUGCACCGCGGGGGAGCCGCUCGCCGCGGGAGCGUCAGGUGAGGAGACGCCUGACCCAAGGUCACCAGGCGUGGGGGCGCUGGGGGAACGGGGACCAUCCCGGCUCUGACCCUGGUGCGCUCCGAGAAGGGCGUGGGUCCUGGAGGGGGAUGGGGAACGCGGAGGCCACUCCCUCCCUGAGCCCGGCCGAAAAUCGACCGGCGCUCGUGGAUAGCAGAGGAGGCCGUGGGGGAUAUAGGCACCGGGUCGCAGCGCUGCCGAGGUGCGCAAGGGCCGCCCAGAGACCAGCUUGGGCCUCGCACUGCGCCCGAGGCAGGCACAGGGCGUUCCAUUCUCUUCCCUCUGCCCUCCUGUACAGAGGGGCGCCCAGGAGGCAGUGACAGUCGUCGCGGAAUCCUGCGUGUGACACCCCGCCCUUGCCCAGCGGAUUAGGGGGUUGUCCUCUGGUAAAAGGAUAUCUGGGCUUCUUCUAGCCUGGGGCCCUCAUCCCUGCCCUAGCAGGCCCUUCUACACCGAUCUGCAUCUAGGGGGGUCAGCGUGAGCAGCAGCACCCUGAGUUCUGAGGCCAAGAACCUUCUCCACUUGAGAAGCCUUCAUGGGGGAGGCUGACUGGGCCAGGCCUGGAGCCACGCACCAACCCUUUAUACCCAGGGGAAUGGAUCCCAAGGGCCCAGAUAACGCCCCCAACUUCUUGGGGUUCACACACAUCCUGAGACAUCUGGGAAGUGCCUCUGCCUGGGCCAAAGCUAUUACAUUAAAACUUUAUUGCUGUGCUUA
Molecule: messenger RNA, 2023 nt
Organism: Symphalangus syndactylus (siamang)
Lineage: Eukaryota; Metazoa; Chordata; Mammalia; Primates; Hylobatidae
Gene: C7H8orf82
Product: chromosome 7 C8orf82 homolog
Source: RefSeq, a predicted model, not a curated record